AUGACCAGAUUCGUAGAAGCAACUAAUGAGAUACCCAACCUGAACCCCGAAGUCCACCUCCACGCCCUUAAAAGUGGCCUCCGCCCUGGGAAAUUCCAAGAGUCCAUCGUCAUAGCAAAGCCUAAAACCCUGGCCGAGUUCCGAGAAAAAGCAACAACCCAAAUCGAGUUCGACACAUACACUCCCUUCAACACAAAAAGAGAGGACAUAGUGAAAGAUAUCCUACAUUCCAAGCUCAUCAAACCACCAAGCAGAGCCGGCACCUACCAGGACCAGAGACACGUGGACAAAUUCAAGUACUGUGCUUUUCAUCAAAAGUACGGCCACACAACGGAUGAUUGUGUGAUAGCGAAGGACGUGCUUGAAAAAUUAGCACGCCAGGGACUGCUGGACAAAUACAUCGACACACGAGGUCAAAGGAAAAACACUGAAGGCCUCGGCAACCAACAAAAAACAAUCGACAACCCCCGAGACAAGGGGCGAAAGGUAGAAAACGAUAACAACCCACCCCGUCGAAUAAUAAAUUGUAUUUCUGGUGGUUUUGCAGGUGGAGGAUGCACGAGCUCGGCGCGAAAGAGGUCAUACCGAGCCAUGAUGACUAUGACAGAAUCAGUAAUACCUCGGCCGAACAACUCGGACAAACCUGGAAUAUCAUUCAACUCCGACGAUUACAAGGCCGCUGACCGAAACCUAGACGACCCUGUGGUCAUUUCUGCACAAGUUGGAGAGCCCUUGGUCAAAAAGAUCCUCAUGGACCCAGGGAGCAGUGCCGACGUAUUGUUCUAUUCAACGUUCCAGAAAAUGAACUUAUGUGACAAACUCCUACAACCGUCAUCCGGAGAACUGGUAGGUUUCUCAGGUGAGCGAGUCUCUAUCCGAGGUUAUAUUUGGUUAAAAACUACUUUUGGGGAUUACCCCAACAGCAAAACUUUAGAAAUACAAUACCUGGUAGUAGAUUGCAAAAGUCCCUAUAACAUUAUCUUAGGCAGGCCAUCGUUGAAUGCGUUCAACGCUGUUAUUUCCACUGUACAUUUGUGUGUCAAGUUUAUUUCACAGGACAACAAGGUGGUGACAAUCCAUGGAGACCAGAAGGAGGCCAGACAAUGCUAUAACGCCAGUCUAAAAAACGAACAACCAAAACACCUUGACCAGCAAUAUGUCCAAGCAGUAUAUAACUCAGACCAGCUACAUGCCCUGGCAGACUUGGACCCAAGAACAAAUAACCAGGAACGACCUAUGCCCCUUGAUGACCUCACCAAAGUACAAUUGGCAAGCAACAAAGAUAGAUACACAUACCUCGGAAACGCACUAAAGGAAGCAGAACGAACUCAACUGGUGGAACUCUUGAGACAAAACAUCGACUUAUUCGCCUGGACUCCAGCAGAUAUGCCCGGAAUUGACCCGAACGUUAUCUGCCACAAACUUGCAAUAAACCCGUCAAUCCGACCUAUAGCCCAGAAGAAGAGACACUUAGGAACUGACAAGAGGACAGCCUCCUUGGAGGAAACCCAGAAAUUAUUAUCCGCCGGGUUCAUCAAGGAGCUCAAGUAUUCAACGUGGUUGGCCAACGUCGUGAUGGUAAAGAAAAAUAAUGGCAAAUGGAGGAUCUUUAUGGAUGCCUACUCCGGUUACAACCAAAUCCUAAUGCACGAAGGAGAUCAAGACAAAACCGCCUUCAUCACCGACAACGGUAACUUCUGCUACAAAGUCAUGUCAUUCGGACUCAAAAACGCAGGCGCCACUUACCAACGCCUCAUGGAUAAGAUCUUCUCAAAACAAAUUGGACGAAACAUAGAAGUCUAUGUCGACGACAUGGUAGCAAAAUCAACACAAACGUCAAACCACGCCGACGACUUAACAGAGAUCUUCCAACAACUUCGGAAAUACAAUAUGAAACUCAACCCUGAGAAAUGUGCCUUUGGGGUACAAAGUGGGAAAUUUCUCGGCUUCAUGCUCACGUGCCGAGGUAUAGAAGCAAACCCAGAAAAAUGCCAAGCCAUUCUUAAUAUGCGAAGUCCGAGGACAAUAAAGGAAGUGCAGCAAUUGACCGGCCGACUUGCGGCACUCGCAAGGUUCCUACCAUGUAUAGCGCAACGAUCGCAUCACUUCUUCAAAAAGUUGAGAAAACAAGAACAAUUCCACUGGUCCGAAGAAUGUGAAAUAGCCUUCACAGAACUCAAAACACUACUCACAACACCCCCAAUCCUCCGAACGCUAGAAACAGGUAAACCGCUAUAUCUGUACUUAUCGAUCACUUACUACGCUAUCAGCUCCGUUUUGGUAACAGAAAUAGACAAACAACAGCAUCCGGUAUACUUCGUCAGCAAAUCACUUCAGGGUGCCGAGUCCCGCUAUCCAAAGCUAGAAAGAUUAGCUUUAGCACUUGUUAUAACAGCCAGACGACUACGGCACUACUUUCAAAGCCACACCAUCAUAGUCAGAACAGAACAACCCUUAAGACAAAUACUGACGAGGCCCGAACUGGCGGGAAGGCUAAUCAAGUGGUCCAUCGAGCUUUCAGAAUAUGACAUACAAUACCAGUCCAGAGGCGCUAUCAAAUCACAAGCGUUAGCCGACUUCGUCGCCAAACUGACACAAGAAGACACAUCUCCUCAGGAAGACCCAUGGACGCUAUACGUCGACGGGGCCUCAAACAGCAAAGGCUCCGGAGCAGGAAUACUCCUCGAAAACAGCCAGGGAAUACAACUCGAACAAUCACUACAAUUCACCUUCCAGGCAAGUAAUAACCAAGCAGAAUACGAAGCUUUAAUAGCAGGACUAUGCCUAGCACAGACCAUGGGAAUAACAAAAAUAAACGUCAAGUGCGACUCACUCUUAGUAGUGCAACAAGUAACAGGUAAUUUUCAGGUAAAAGAUCCACUUCUUGAGAAAUACAACGCAAUGGUUAACAACCUCAUCAGAAGAUUCGACAGAUUCGAUAUUCUUCAUAUACCAAGGGAACAAAACAACAGAGCAGAUCUCCUCUCCAAGUUGGCAACAACAAGAAGUCAAUACAACAGCCCCGUGUUGUCACAACUAACACUGGACGAACCCAGCGUCACCUUAACAACAAUGGCUAGUGUUUCAUAG
Messenger RNA from Arachis ipaensis, 3090 nucleotides. RefSeq lists its product as uncharacterized. Lineage: Eukaryota; Viridiplantae; Streptophyta; Magnoliopsida; Fabales; Fabaceae. Gene Ontology annotation, molecular function: nucleic acid binding; RNA-DNA hybrid ribonuclease activity. The record is from RefSeq and is a predicted model, not a curated record.